CUGUGGGCUUAGAGCUCCAUCGGUAGAACGCGGUGUGCGAGAGCCGUCUGCCCAGGGUCCUGUGCGAGGAGGAAGCCAGGUUUGACAUCUACAGGAAGGUGCCCAAGGACCUUACGCAGCCGACAUACACCGGGGCCAUCAUGUGAACGAGCUGUACGUGGAUGAUCCGGACAAGGACAGCGGGGGCAAGAUCGACGUCAGCCUGAACAUCAGCUUACCCAACUUGCACUGUGACUUGGUCGGGCUGGACAUCCAGGAUGAGAUGGGCAGGCAUGAAGUGGGGCACAUCGACAACUCCAUGAAGAUCCCGCUGAACAGCGGGGCGGGCUGCCGCUUCGAGGGCCAGUUCAGCAUCAACAAGGUCCCCGGCAACUUCCACGUGUCCACGCACAGUGCCUCGGCCCAGCCCCAGAACCCGGACAUGACCCAUGUCAUCCACAAGCUGUCUUUCGGGGACACGCUGCAGGUGCAGAAUGUCCACGGGGCCUUCAAUGCGCUCGGAGGAGCGGACAGACUCACCUCCAACCCCCUCGCCUCCCACGACUACAUCUUGAAGAUCGUGCCCACCGUUUACGAAGACAAGAGUGGCAAGCAGCGGUACUCUUACCAGUACACAGUGGCCAACAAGAUUCUUAUUUUUAUUCUGGCGCUGCUUCUGGGAUCAAAACAUGGACAGUUUCCCGGCAGCCAAGGAGUACGUCGCCUACAGCCACACAGGCCGCAUCAUCCCUGCCAUCUGGUUCCGCUACGACCUCAGCCCCAUCACGGUCAAGUACACAGAGAGACGGCAGCCCCUGUACAGGUUCAUCACCACGAUCUGUGCCAUCAUCGGCGGGACCUUCACGGUAGCUGGCAUUCUGGACUCGUGUAUCUUCACAGCCUCGGAGGCCUGGAAGAAGAUCCAGCUGGGCAAGAUGCACUGACCACCUGCCCGCCCGGCCUCCAGCGCCCCGUCUCCUCCUGCCCUCUGUCUGGCCCAGGAUCUGGCUGCAUCCCAAAGUGGGGGUGGGGGGAGGUAGCAGGUGGCUCAUGGCUCCGCAGCUACCUCUCUUCCCCGUGCUUAAUGUUAGACGAAUUACGCUGCCUGAAGUUGUGGUGCCCUUUCCCCUGGGGACCCCCAAGACCAGAGUCAGGCAAGGGGUGCUCGGGGAUGUUGGGGACCACUCCUGGGAGGGCUGUGGGACCAGCCCAGAAUCCCUGUCGACCAGCUCUCAGCCAGGCUUUGACAAUCUCUCAAGCCCCCACCUCUGGAACGCACGAGUCCCUUGGUUUCCCCCUUGGGCAGCCACCCGCAGGCCUGGACUCGGCUCUGGACCAGGCUGCCCAGAGGUACCCCCCACCUGGCGCCUUCAACAAAGGAUGGUACUUCCACCACCACCACCAGAGAUGCGGCGCUGCAGGGGGAGCCCUGGCUUCGGCCGCAUCCUCUCCUGCCUGGCCCAGAGCCCGGGCCGCGAGGCCUCACCCCCACGCCUUUCUCUCUCUCCCGAGGAGCAGAUGCCCAGUCACGGGGCGGUGGUGGGCUCCCUUCCUCAGUUCACCGUGUCCCUCUGGACCCCACCACCACCACCACCAAUGUGCCUCAGCCCCUGCUGUGUGACAGCAGCAUCUCCAGGCGGAGGGGCUGGUUGUGACUGGGAAUCACCCUUCGAGAACCAGACAGGGUUUGUGCGCUGUGGCAGGCGGGGAGCCUCUUUCGCUGCGGCCCUAAAACAGUCAUGUCUCGGCCUCUCCCAGCGGCUGCCAUCAGUCCCAAGGCCUUAGGUGGGGGAAGCAACGCUGACCCACCCCCUCCCCCGUCUGGACGGCCACCUCCCGGCUCCCGGCUCCCGAGGGGCACCGGCCCCGCCCUCUCUGCAGCCCUCAGUUUAGGCCCCUUGCCCCUGAGCUUCCCAGGGGCUGGCCACACACCAGCACGUUCCUGGUCCCUGGGGCAGCUCCAUUGUCCCCCCACUUGCUCCUGAGGUGGGACCCUACCCCUUUCCCUUUAGUCCUAAAAGGGAGGCACAUGGGUCCAGGCGCACGUCCACCCGGGAAUUUCAGGUAUGCCCUGUCCCAGGGAGAGCCAUUGCCGGCUUCCCAUUUAGAUCAAGAUUGUUUGCAUACUUUUGUGAUUAAGGGGUGGCUUGUGAUUAAGGGGCGGCGUGCGGGAGAAGGAGUUGUAACUUAUCUGUCUAGAUAGCUGGAGUCUCUGCCAUUGGUAAUGGCUGGCUCCGGAUUCCAGUAGGACAGCUUCCCCGCUUGCAUAUGUGUUGACUGAUGUGCAUUUGGUUAUUUCUGGUCUCUCUGGCCACUUAGAUGGAUAUCUUUUUUUUUUUUUUUUUUUACAUUCUGUUCCCCAGCGACAAAAAGAGUCCCUUUAGAGGGUGGGCGGGUCAGGCGAGGAAAUGUGUGGGGUGCACAGGCCUCGAAAUUCCACUUCGAUGCAUUUAAAGAAACAACACUCGUGAGGACGUAGGGGAUGUCGGGUUCCUAUGGAAGACACACCUCAGACCCAUUAUUAUAAACAGACAUCUCAAGGGGGGGAAAUGUGUCCGUUCUUUCCCCACUCGUUGGGUUCAAAUAGAUUAAAGGGCUGAUUUUCAGAA
This is a messenger RNA of Myotis davidii, 2588 nucleotides long. It is a transcript of the gene ERGIC1, whose product is annotated as endoplasmic reticulum-golgi intermediate compartment 1. The transcript is spliced from 11 exons. Gene Ontology annotation, biological process: retrograde vesicle-mediated transport, Golgi to endoplasmic reticulum; endoplasmic reticulum to Golgi vesicle-mediated transport. The record is from RefSeq and is a predicted model, not a curated record. Bases 263 to 1600 code for a protein of 445 amino acids. Gene Ontology annotation, cellular component: endoplasmic reticulum; COPII-coated ER to Golgi transport vesicle; endoplasmic reticulum membrane. NCBI's taxonomy places the organism in Eukaryota, Metazoa, Chordata, Mammalia, Chiroptera, Vespertilionidae.